GGGGGCGGGGGGUUAGGGGGGGCUGUUGAACGCAUAGCCCCGCUGACAUCGUGUCUGUGUGGAUCCGUGCAACUCGCGCUCUCCCGGUUGUGUAAUAUCUUCUUCACUUCUGCUUCCUCCUGCACGCGGCCGAAACCUGCAUCGGCGAAGGGAGACAGAGGAAGAGGAGGAGGAGGAGGAGGAGGAGGGGACAGAAGAAGAAGAAAAAAACCAGGGGGGAUUGCGACUUUCAUCGGUAUUUAUUUUUCCUCCUGUUACAUGGAGCGAAGGGCUGCGCGGACGGGCCGGUCCUGGGUGUGAUUCGGAUAUUCCAGCAGCAGCAGCAGGAGCGGCGUCCUCCCCCCCCCCCCCCCCACGCACCGGCUCGCCGUCCUCCUCCCGCCGGCUCUAUGUCGAGUGAUGGUCGGCUCGCCCUGCUGGAUGCUCCGCGCUGUCUCCGGAUCGUCGACGACCGAACCUCCUCCGACCGCAGACCCCCAUUUUCGGCGGAAAGCUUCGCAGAGCGAUAGGGCUCCAUAUGGAAACUGGGGAUCGGAAUUUUAGGAAGAAGGAAAAUCUACGCCGUUCAUUUAUUUUCAUUUUUUUCUCAUUUUUCCUCUAUUUUUUUUAAAGGUUGCUAUGUGUUUUUUUGUGUAUGUGCGUUUUUAAAGCCUGCUAAUUAAUCAAUGCAUGUGUUAAACCUUGGUUUCUUGCUUCUAAGCAAACGAUAGGUCGAGAAUUUGGCUUUUUUUCCCACUCGACGGGACUCGAAACCGUCCGUUUCUUUAUUCUCUUUUGUUUUGCACUAAUAUGUUAGAUUUCCCUGCUGUCCUUCGUUUCCUUCCCCACUUUAUUAUCUUUUUCCCCCUUUUGACUUACAAAACACAUUAGAAUAAAACUAUUUUUUAAACAAUCUACAGCUGCGGGCUUAGUUAUAAUCCUUAAUUCCAACUGUUAUAGCCUCAGACUAAAGUAACUGUAACUCACUGUAACAGACAUAUUGAACCGUUGUACUGUAAGCCUGCCAUUACUCCAACACCCCCCCCCCCCCCCUGCAACCAUCUCUGUGCUCCAUUUGAGCUCAUGUUAAUUCUGCCCUGUGCUCAGCUGUAACCUUUGGAGGCAGGAAACAGGCCUUUUCUGCUCUUCUUUCGGAGGCCUGUCGAGAAUAAACCUCACUUUGGGUUAAUUUCACUUCCAUUUCUAGGCUUCAGGACGUUAAUUAGUCCGUUAUUACCCACACGUCUGCAGCUGGGGGCCCGUUGUCAUCUUCUGCGUACCCGAUUCCUCAUUUUUUUGGGGGGGUGUAUAAGACUCAGAAAGAACAGAGAGGGGAGACAUCACUGCCUCUUCCCCCCCCCCCCAAAAAAACCCCCCUCUGUCCUCAUAUUUUCUCUUGUCGUGGUCCUCACCCAAACGCAACCAUAAGGUUCCUACCGCAUCCUCCUGGUCCGCCGUCCCUCUCCUUCGGCUCGAGUAUAUCCCGUUUUUUCGGUUUGGUUUGGUCCCGCAAAUUUUCAAAUAUUUACUUCCUGUACAUCAAGAGGAAAGGGGGUCCCCCUUUCAUGGAAUGCGGAAACAUGGGUCUGUUCGACCGCGGAGUCCAGAUGCUGCUGACCACGGUGGGAGCCUUCGCGGCCUUCAGCCUCAUGACCAUCGCGGUCGGCACGGACUACUGGCUGUACUCCCGCGGCGUCUGCAGGAGCAAGUCCAUGAGCGAGAACGAGACCAGCAAGAAGAACGAGGAGGUGAUGACCCACUCGGGCCUCUGGAGGACGUGCUGCCUAGAAGGAAACUUCAAAGGGAUGUGUAAACAGAUAGACCACUUUCCAGAGGAAACGGACUACCAGGCGGACCCAUCCGAGUACUUCUUACGUGCGGUGCGAGCCUCCAGCAUCUUCCCCAUCCUCAGCGUCAUCCUGCUCUUCAUGGGGGGCCUGUGCAUCGCCGCCAGCGAGUUCUACAAGUCGCGCCACAACAUCAUCCUCAGCGCCGGGAUCUUCUUCGUGUCCGCAGGCCUGAGCAACAUCAUCGGGAUCAUCGUGUACAUAUCAGCCAACUCGGGGGACCCUUCCAAGAGCGACUCCAAGAAGAACAGCUACUCCUACGGCUGGUCCUUCUACUUCGGGGCCCUGUCCUUCAUCAUGGCUGAGAUGGUGGGCGUCUUGGCCGUGCACAUGUUCAUCGACCGGCACCGGCAGCUCCGGAUAGGGGCGCGCGCCGCCGACUACCUCCAAGGCUCCGCCAUAACGCGAAUCCCCAGCUACCGCUACCGCUACCGGCGCCGCUCGCGCUCCUCCUCCCGCUCCACGGACCCGUCCCACUCGCGCGACACCUCGCCGGUGGGCCUCAAGGGCUUCAGCGCGCUGCCGUCCACGGAGAUCUCCAUGUACACGCUGCCCCGGGACACCCUCAAGUCCUCCGGCACGCCCACGGCCACCUACAACUCGGAGAGGGACCACAACUUCCUGCAGGUCCACAACUGCAUCCAGAAGGACCAGAAAGACUCGAGCCAGACCAACACAGCCAACCGCCGCACCACGCCGGUAUGAGGGAGGAGAGACCGGGAGACACGCGCGGGGGGGGGGGCGGACUUCCAUGUUUAUAGACAUUUGUUCUUUUUGUUGGAGCUGCAUGACUUUUCCAUUGGCGUCGUGGAGGAGCAG
Molecule: messenger RNA, 2645 nt
Organism: Pungitius pungitius (ninespine stickleback)
Lineage: Eukaryota; Metazoa; Chordata; Actinopteri; Perciformes; Gasterosteidae
Gene: cacng2a
Product: calcium channel, voltage-dependent, gamma subunit 2a
Exons: 4
Coding region: 1545-2531 (328 amino acids)
Biological process (GO): regulation of AMPA receptor activity; positive regulation of synaptic transmission, glutamatergic; calcium ion transmembrane transport
Cellular component (GO): AMPA glutamate receptor complex; voltage-gated calcium channel complex; postsynaptic density membrane
Molecular function (GO): voltage-gated calcium channel activity; channel regulator activity
Source: RefSeq, a predicted model, not a curated record